Messenger RNA from Cercopithifilaria johnstoni, 2691 nucleotides. Lineage: Eukaryota; Metazoa; Nematoda; Chromadorea; Rhabditida; Onchocercidae. The record is from the annotation of a GenBank genome assembly.
AUGGAAAGACAUGCCUUAUUAUGUUCAACACCACAACAAUCAAGUCAGCCGACUGAAGAAUCGCUAAUUAGAGCUCCAUCAGAGCAAUCAUCUGUUUCAACUUCUAUUAGACGUAUGCAAAUUCCAACGAAAGCAAGUGAUGUGGAUCAAUUCCUGGAUGCUAUCUUUGAACAGGUGUUACCAGCGAAUGACCUAGAAAGAACUGAUGAUAGUCAUAUAAGUGCUUCAAUGAUCACUCCAACAAUUAAAGGAACUAUUGCUAAUGAUGCAAAUGAAACUUUACAAUCGGUAUCGCAACAAUGCCUUACAACAACGGUUAAUUAUGCGGCACAACCGAUGAUGUUAAUGCUACCUGUAAAUGGUCGUAUGCUUACUUCAAACCAACAACAACAAGAAAAUCAUGAGCAAACAUAUGAUAAUAAUACCGCAUCUAAUGGUACCAUUACUGCUACAGCACUACCAUCAGUAAUGCCAAUUAUGAUGAUGUGUAUGUCACCAACACCAACAACAACUGUUACAGCAUGUCUAUCACCAGUAUCAACAAAAAACUCAAUGGUUACUGAUAAUCUCUCCCAUCCGGACGAUCGAACAUUAUCAUCUGCAUCAGCUUAUCAGAAUUACAAUACAAUAUCCUCUCCGUAUAGCAAUGGUACCAUGACGUCUAACACCUACGGAGAUGGUAAUAGUUAUAACGAGCACAAUGAUGGCGAAUUAUCAGUUUCAUCAACUACAAUGAUAAUUCGAUCUUCACCGCUUCCCGAAACAGCACAAUCGCCCACAAAUUUAGGCGAGAAAUGUCGCGUCGGACAAAUACAACCAACUUCAACUAAAGCUCGGUAUAUUGGACCAGUGCAUCCACAAACAAAUGAAUGCUUGAAAAGUCCACCAUUAACAACAAAAAAUUUACAUUAUAAGCAAAAAGAACAAAAUCAAUUACAUUUUCAUCAAUUCGAUUGUAACAAAAAUCAAUUUAAUUCGAUUGAAACAGACAAGAAUAAUUUUUAUGGUACAACUACGCGAGAUAAAACAAAUUCAGGAAGAUCUGCAGUAUUAUCAAAGGGAAAUAAUACAUCAUCACCAUCCUCUUCAUAUCCAUCAUUACGGCGAAUACAGCCAUAUUUACGAUCACAAACACCACAAUCACCAUCACCACCACCACGAUUAGUAAAUAUACCAGAAACAGAAUUCGGUACUGAAAUUAUCGAUGGAAGAGAAAUCAUUUCCAACAAUAAUUGUCCAAAACUGAACAUUUAUGGUAGUGCUGGAAUAAGGAAUGCAAAUGUAUGUAAUACUACAAAUUCAGAUGAUAUCAUACAGAGAAAGAAAUUGCUGAGAACUGUUGUUGAAUUUGAAAAUGAUACAUUAAAAAGGAUUGGUGGAAAAGGAGAAAUUAUUUAUGGUAGUAGCCCUGCAACAAAAAAUGUAACUGUUUCUAAUACAAUAAAUUCUCUGAAAAGCAAUAAGAAGCAACAACAACAGCAACAGCAGCAGCAACAACGACGACAGUAUCUGGAGCAACAAGAAAUGUUACCUUAUCGUUCUGAAUCCGAUAAUGAAUCAUCACGAACAAUCUCUCGACGUAAUGUUGAAGCAUUAAAAGAAUUUGAAGGGCAACGUGAAAUACUUGGAGAAUGGAUAAAUGAAAUGGAUGAAGGACAAAAUCAUUCUCAAACAAUGGAAGAAGUUGCAAUUCAUCAAGAUAACUUAACAAAAUUUCAACAGAAGAAGCAACAACAACAGAGAGUACAAUAUUAUAUGCAAGAUGAUGAUUAUAAUAAACAGUAUUAUCAAAAUAAUAUUCAACAACAACAAUCAGUGAUACCAUAUUUUACGCAAGAUGGUCAGCAAAAUGAGCAACAACGUGAACGUCCCGCUGUUCAGUAUGUUCAACAACCAUAUGAUAUAAUGAUCCGUAAACAAAUAUUUCAUCCGAAUGAACAGCUUGGAGAAGAACAAGAAAUCGAUUUAAUUUUUGCUCAAAUUAUUAACGACUGUCGUAAACCUAAAAGUUAUCGAAUUCAUAAUAAUGAACGUGAUGCCGUAAGUCAAAUUUUACGCAACUAUCGUAUUCCUCCCGAUUUGCUCGAUAAUCCUCAAUUAAUUACGAUGGAUGUUAAGAUAGCUGUUAUCCAAUAUGCUCGACGAUGGCCAUUAUACUUUAGUGUUCAAUUUCCAGUAGUGGAUCAUUUUAUAAAUAGAAUUACUAAUGAAGUAAUAAACGCACGUCGAAUCUUAAGUGUUCAUGAAUCGGGUCUCACAUUGUUAAACAAAGAUGUUAAUGAUGAUAAGAUAGAAUUAAAUAUUUUGGAUCAUUUCAAUUAUGGUGAUAUUAUUGAUAUGCAAUUAGAUGGUACUGGUCGACAAUUACGCUUGCAAACACGUCAAGAUUCACAUUUAUUAUUACAAUCAAUUCAAGCACAAGAAAUUCAAUUAUUAAUUGAUAAAAUGAUGUCAAUUAAUGGUGGAAAAGUGCGAAUAUAUAUGCGUGCUAUAGCUGAUUAUAUUACAAAUGAACCUAAUUUACUUAGUUUUUCCAAAGGUGAUAUUAUACAAAUCAUAGAUCGAAAUGAAGAACCAAUUGAGCAAAAUAAUGAACAAUGGUUAUAUGGUAGAAUUGGUAAUCAUUUUGGUAAUUUACCAGCAAACUAUGUUGAACCAUUAGAUUCAUUUGGCCAAGUAAUUAAUUAUUAA